Messenger RNA from Durusdinium trenchii, 903 nucleotides. The record is from the annotation of a GenBank genome assembly. NCBI's taxonomy places the organism in Eukaryota, Dinophyceae, Suessiales, Symbiodiniaceae.
AUGGGGGGCGUCGGCCCCAAGCUGGUGGGCUUCCUGGCGAACACGGACCCCGCCGCCAAGAAGUAUGCUGAGUGGACGGGGAAGGCCAUGAGUGCGGACAACCUUCGCUUCGAGCUUAGAGAGGUGCAGGAAUCCAACCUCGAGGACGGGAGACCCCGGCAGACCUUGGUCGUUGGCCUUGGAGCCGACUCUAAGAGGCUGGCCGCCAUGGCCUCCCCCAAAGACAAGGAAGAGCUCGAGAAGGCCAACAAAGAGGAGAUUUGCCCGCAGAAGCAACUCACUUUCAACUUUUGCAUGGAGUUGCCAGGGCUUUCAGGGAACCCCCCAGUGGAUGGCAUCAUGAUCUACUACCCGGUCUUCGGGCAGAGACCCAGCUUCCACGGCGGCUCUCAUGAUGACUACCUCCGCGACACGGUGUCGCCCUACAAGGAUGCCGAAGGCUUGAACCACUUCUACCGCCGGGCGCUCUACCAGAACAAGCGCUACGUGGACUCUGAGAGCACGAAGAAGUGCGUGCUGCCAUGCACUCCACUGGCCGUUGCCAAGAGCUCAGAAGAUCUGGCUCCGGUGAAGACCUUGGAGCAUUUGCAGGUCUACGACCCUUCCUUGCCCGUGGGUGAGCGCAUGACGGGGAAGACGGCCGUGGUGGUGAACAGGUCCGAGGUGGUGGGACGACCCGUGGCGGCCAUGCUGGCGUGCGGGGUCUCAGGGAGUGGACGGAUGGGGUGUGGAUGGAUGGCCUACCAAACAGGGAUGGCCUACCCGGUGGGGGUGGCCUACCUGGUGGAUGGCCUGGUGCCGGGUGUGUGGGGAGAACGCCUCAUGAGGUUUCCAGCAUUCACCAAAAACCGUGUUUUUCUUCCGAAGGUGCUGCAUAGAGCAGACAAUUCCGGCGUGCUAUAG